This is a messenger RNA of Panicum hallii, 1244 nucleotides long. Its product is annotated as BTB/POZ and MATH domain-containing protein 1-like. The transcript is spliced from 2 exons. The record is from RefSeq and is a predicted model, not a curated record. Gene Ontology annotation, molecular function: protein binding. Lineage: Eukaryota; Viridiplantae; Streptophyta; Magnoliopsida; Poales; Poaceae. Gene Ontology annotation, biological process: protein ubiquitination. Bases 160 to 1170 code for a protein of 336 amino acids.
CCCUAGCGAACGGCAAGCGAAGCGAGUGCUAGUUGAAGUAGUAGUCCAGGGAGGUCUCCAUCUCCGUCUCCGGCGCAACCGGAGGCCGGAGCGUGCGCGCGACUCGUCUUCGGUCUCCAGCACCAGGGGCAGGCGCCGCUUCCAUCUCCGGCGUUUGGCAUGGCCAAGCGAAGUCGCACGCCACGGCUGGAGCGGCGCACCAUCGAUUCCGCUUUCCAUGAGUUCAGGGUAGACCACGAGCAAACCAAGCACCUCGCCGCCGGCACGCUCGUCUCCUCCGACGCCUUCCCCGCCGGCGGGUACAUGUGGAGGGUAAAGUACUUCCCGCAAGGGUUCACGGAGGCGGAAAAGGGCUACGUCUCCAUCUUCUUCGAGCUGCUGAGCAAAGCAAACGUCCCAGCCAUCUGCCAGGCCUUCGUGACGGGCAAGGACGGCCAUCCACGCUACUGUGCGGACAUACCGGGUGUUCGGUGGUUCCCAGGGGCCGGCGGCAUGUCCGGCUGCUCUCGGUUCGUUUCCCAGCCUGAUCUGGAGGAGCAUUGCCUGACGGAGGGGCACGUCACUUUCGUCUGCGCCGUCAUGGUCACUCGUGGAAGCUCCAUCCCCGUGCCGGCUCCGGACAUCGGGAAGCAUCUCGGGGCCUUGCUGGAGACCUCGGACGGGGCGGAUGUCUCGUUCACCAUUGGCGACGAGACGUUCCGUGCCCACCGAGCAGUUCUCGCUGCCCGUUCUGCGGUCUUCAGAGCUGAGCUCCUCGGAUCCAUGGCCGAGGCUACCAUGCCGAACAUCACCCUCCACGACAUUGCCCCUGCCACAUUUAGGGUCAUGCUUCGGUUCGUGUACACCGAUGCCUUGCCUGCAGACAGCGAGCUUGGGGGCUCUCCCUCCGAGAUGAUGAAGGAUCUGCUAGCUGCUGCUGACCGGUACGCAUUGGACCGCCUGAAGAUUCUCUGCGCGCAGAAAUUGUGGGAAGCCGUGUCUGCUGAUACGGUUGCUUCUACCUUAGCCUUCGCUGAAACGUACAGCUGCCCGGAGUUGAAGAACAGGUGCAUUGGCUUCUUUGCGACGUGGGGAAACUUCAAGAAGGCCGUGUUGACGAAGGGUUUCGUUCAGUUGGUGCAGCAGUUCCCUUCAGUUGUUGAUGAGCUGCGGGAGAGGAUUGGGUCCUGAAUCUCCAUGCAUACAGUUCUGUCGUCCAAGCAUGGCUGGGCAUGGAGUUCAGACGCCAGAUGUUUUUAUGUAUU